GGUCAGAGACAGAAACGAAGUCCCGGAGACAGGAUUCUUUUCGCAGCAGCAUCCCGGUACAAUGUGACCCUGUUAUCACCUUCAUUAGUUUGAAUGACUGCUGUCCGAUCGCCACAUAACUUAAAUCGUUGAUAUCCAGCUGCGGCUUCGCGAGGUGAAACAUUGCACAGGCAAGUGGGCCAAAAUUCCCGGGGAGGACUCCCGACUGCCUCGCCUGCCGAACAAUCCAUCACUCCGGCUGCCGCUACGGCAUAGGGAGUGUAGUUAGGCUAUCUUGGCUAUGGUCCUAUCCUCGUAACUGUGGUUUCCACCAGCCAUGCGACAGUGGUGCCUUCCGGCUGUGGCUCCACGCACAGAACCGCUCCUGACUGGCCGACUGUCACCUCAAUUGUCAGAUGCCAGGAUGGAAUGCUGCGAGGUAGAGCCUCGGUACACCAUCGAGCAGAUUGACCUGCUGCAGCGCCUGCGUCUGUCGGGGCUGACCAAGCCCCAGAUCGUCCAUGCCCUGGAGUCCCUGGAGAGGCUGGACUCAGACCACCGGUCGCCCUACUGCGACACCCACGCCACGCCCGCCAACGCUCCCGCCGCUGCCGCGGCCGCCCCGUCUUCCUCCUCUUCCUCCCUGACUUCCACUACCACGCAGACCCCCAACAUAGACACCUCCCCGUCACCAAGCAACAGCUACGAGGCUUCCCCCCCACCCCAGUACCCCACCAGUGGGGGUCAGAGGUCGUUUAGCUACGACAUACCUGAGGAGGACUGGGACAUGGAAGAGAAAGUGGAGGAGUAUAUGAGGAGGGACAGUAACUUGGUGAAGGAGGAGAUCAAGGCUUUCCUCAACAACCGGAGGAUCUCGCAGGCCAUCGUGGGCCAGGUGACAGGGAUCAGCCAGAGCUACAUCUCCCAAUGGCUGCUGCAGCAGGGCCUGGAGAUGAGCGACCCCAAACGGAGAGCCUUCUACCGCUGGUACCUGCUGGAGCGCAACAACCCAGGGUUCCGAUGGAACGAAAGCCAGCAAACGCAGGUCCCCAGGACGAGGACAGAAACCCCCUGGAACAGACAGAGAGAGCUGCUGAUGCAGCUGCUCCCCUGGUACUCUGCCCAUCAAACACAACCAGGUGCCAGCAUGUCUGUGCGUUCCCUUGUGAAAGAGGAGCCGGAUUGGAGGUCCAGUGGCAGCCCUGCAGCGAACGGGGUGGGGGGCGGACCUCUGCGGCUGCGCAGGGGGAGCCGUUUCACCUGGAGGAAGGAGUGCCAGUCCAUCAUGGAGAGUUUCUUCGUUGAGAACCAGUACCCAGAUGAAGCAAGGAGAGAGGAAAUCGCCAAUGCCUGUAACUCUGUGAUCCAGAAACCUGGAUGCAAGCUGUCCGAGUUUGAGAGAGUUACGGCCCUCAAAGUGUACAACUGGUUUGCCAAUCGCAGGAAGGAGAUGAAGAGGCGGGCCAACAUCGAAGCUGCCAUUCUUGAAAGCCAUGGAAUUGAAGUGCCAAGCCCCAGCUGCCACUCAAAUGGAGAGGAAGUAGAGGUUUCUGAGUUCUGUGAGCAGGAAGAAGUGUCCUCCAGGAAGGACACUGAGGAAGACGCUGGCUCACUGGCCCUUGAGGUAGCGGGCCUGCCCAGCCCUGGCGACCAGCUUGUGACUCAAAAAGCAGAAGAAUCUAAAAGGGAGGCAGCUGACGAGGAGUGAAUCCCGGGCAAGAACUUCAGGAAAGGACAUGGAUAAAGCUGGUGAAUCAAAGCUCCUGAACUGAGGGCUUCAGAGGGUGAGGUCAAGGCCAGGGGUGGUACGAGGUAUUCCUCUGGUGCCCCUCCCUCCCUGCCCCCUAGUGGUAGGGAGGCCACAGUAUGUAUCUCCAGUAAUUACGCUAAUAUUAAUGGCAAUAUUAAUCUCUUUAUAGUGCAUUCCAAGAUGAGUCUUAUUAAAGACCAUCUGAAAGGGAGAGGGAAGCAGGCUGUUAGAAGUGGGUGUGUCGUAGAGGGAAGGCCACUCCCUACUGCUAAAGCAUUUAUUUCUACCUUUUUCCGCUGCUUUCAUUUUAACGGCUUGGUGAAUUUCA
Molecule: messenger RNA, 2057 nt
Organism: Anguilla anguilla (European eel)
Lineage: Eukaryota; Metazoa; Chordata; Actinopteri; Anguilliformes; Anguillidae
Exons: 11
Coding region: 317-1687 (456 amino acids)
Biological process (GO): positive regulation of DNA-templated transcription
Cellular component (GO): nucleus
Molecular function (GO): double-stranded telomeric DNA binding
Source: RefSeq, a predicted model, not a curated record